AUGACGCGGACAUUAUUCGCACUUCUCAGUUUGCUCUCGGUAGCUCUCGCGCAGGCGCAGCCCGAGGGAUGGAUCGUCAAGUUCAAAACGGACCGCGUAGACCCAACUGCACGACGGAACUGGAUCAACAAUCAGCUCAAAAAUGCAGAGCUUCCUUCUCUAUCUGAACAGGAAGCAUCAACCCUAAAGACGGGCUGGAACGUGACCGUGUUCGAUGGGUUUUCUGGUGGAUUUAGUGAUGCGGCCGCUCGAGUGUUUCGUGAGCAUGAAGACGUCGCAUAUGUUGAGCGCGAUGUGCCAGCAUCCAUUACUGCCAUGACGACUCAGAAUAAUGCACCGUGGGGGCUUCAGAGGAUCAGUCAGAGAGCUGCGAUUCAGAACGGCGAUCCUACAAAAACAAAUUUUAUUUAUAAUUAUGAUGACUCGGCUGGGUCUGGAGUUGACAUUUACAUCCUUGACACUGGUGUACGAACUUCGCAUGUAGAGUUUGGUGGACGCGCCACGUUUGCAAGGACAUUUAGCGAUGGAGUGCCGGACCAGGAUAUACAAGGACAUGGUACUCAUGUCGCUGGAAUUGCUGCAAGUUCGCUGCAUGGUGUGGCCAAAGCGGCCAAUAUCAUUGCCGUCAAAGUCAUGGACGACCAAGGGGCCGGAUCUGCCUCGAAUAUCAUCUCCGGCAUCAACUUUGUGGCAAACGCUGCUGCUCAAAGUGCUCGGCGAUCCGUCAUCAAUCUUUCGAUAACAGCGCCAGCGUCUCGGGCAAUUGACGCUGCGUGCGCAAACGCUGUCAGCAAUGGUGUCUACAUUGUGGCAGCCGCUGGGAACGAAGGCGUUGACACCAGCAACACGUCUCCAGCGCGAUCUGAUGCGGUAAUUGCGGUCGGUGCCACGGACAUUAGAGACAGGAGAGCAUCAUUCUCCAACUUUGGGCCUGCUGUCGAUGUCUUUGCUCCUGGCGUGGGCAUCAUUUCGCUCAGCAACUUGAAUGACAAUGCAGUCAAGACACUCGACGGAACCUCGAUGGCGUCUCCGAUGGUUGCCGGCCUCGUUGCGUACCUCCUGACCCUGGAAGGAACUAUUACUCCAGCGGCCAUGAAGCAAAGACUACGCACUCUUUCGACAACAAAUCUCGUCACUGGACUACCGAGCAAUACGACCAAUGCCCUCGUGUUCAAUGAUGCCGCAGGAGCCCAGACGACCAACCAGACGCCUGCAAUCGUCCAGCAGCAAAGUAUACUGGGAUCUAUUGAUUCGAUGAUAUCUGCGUUUUCCAAGCUUGCAUCCAGUGCACAGAAUAGCUAG
This is a messenger RNA of Serendipita indica DSM 11827, 1302 nucleotides long. The record is from the annotation of a GenBank genome assembly. NCBI's taxonomy places the organism in Eukaryota, Fungi, Basidiomycota, Agaricomycetes, Sebacinales, Serendipitaceae.